GUAGCCCGAUUAGUAAAAUUUAGCAGCAAGGCGUCCUCAAUUCCGGGGGGGAUCGUUCACGUUAAAGUCGAUUCGUGUUGAGUUGAAGUGCUAAUACAUAAGAAAUAUGGUCAUUAAAUGAGAUGCCACCGGAGUUGGAAGUCGCCCGCCCAAUAGGUGGCGCUGUGACGAUGUCUGUAGCAUGAAGGGCACGCAGCUCAAUGAUCUUUUUAUGAUUAUACAGGUGCUGUGUUCUACAAACAUGUAUUUUUAAGUAUUUUUAUGGCAAUUAUCAUUUUACACUAAUAAUCAUCAUCAUAAGGUGUAACCUUUAAAAGUUAGAACACUCUGAUACUUGGAGAAAUUAUAUUUGCAUCAUUAUAGUUGUGUACAACAACAGGCAAUUCAAUGUAUACAUGUACAUACAUGGAGGGAUAUUGAUUUUAAAUGAAAAAAAGAGAUCCAAUCUAACAUGUAUGAGUUUGUGUAAUCGUGUAUAUAUUUCAGUUCUGUAUAUAAAACAUUUCAUGCACGCCGUGUCUGCAUUAAAAAGUAACUUGGACAUUUCCAAAAUAUAAAAAAAAAAAAAAACCUCGAAAAUAUAUUGUUACGUCCGUAAAACAUGAAAUAUAAAUGAAUAUCAAUCAUUUUCAGAUAUUACCGUAUGCAUCUAUUUCACAAGAAAAAAAUAAGGGGGGGGGAUAAAAUGACAAUAUAGGUUACUUUUGGGGGAAGGAGGUGUCGCACAAACACAUUUUAGAGUGCAUCAAGCAGUUGUUAAGUUGCAUUUGCAGAUCACCCAAAAAGUAAAACUGUAAAGUGAUCGCUCAUUCAUAUUUUUGUUCAUCCAAGCACAGAAUGGAAGCAGACGUCACACACAUGCAGACGCUGCCUCGUUAGCGCUCUUGUAAACGUCUCUGCUAUUUCAUUCAGUCUGUAAAAGUAGUUUUUGUGAGCGUGUGCGCGCGCGCGCGCGCGCGCACAGCCGUCUGGCCUCCUAUCACAUUUGCCAGCACAAAAGAAUGAUGUGAUUUAUUCGCCGUGCAGGGUAAAUACAGUGCGACCAUGUGAUCGGCGCCAUAACCAAUAGGCGGCUGAGGAGAAGGUAAGGGCAGGAAAAAAAUUACUACCGUUUUAGGGGAGGAUGGAAGCCACUAUACUGACCCAUCUAAGGUUUUACAGUCGCCUUUAAGUGUCUUUUUUAUUGAAAUAAUAAAAUAAACAUGUCGCUAACAAAUUAUUAUUCCAUGAUGGGGCUGCAGACUGAGGAGCCGUACGGUGCGCAUUUCCUCCCGGCAGGCUUGCAGGCGUCGACGAAGCCGUCGCGCGGUGGUGGCGGCGGCGGCGGCGGCGGCGCCGAGGAGGAGGCGGCGGCGGCGGCCGCGGAGGGGACCCCCGGCCCCCACAUUCCGGAUUUCGCCCCGCACUUCCCCACCAAGCAAAGCGGCUUGAACGGAUUCUCCCCGUGGAGCAACCCCCCCUCGGCGUCGUCGCCCUCGUCCCCGCCGCUGCAGGCCGCCCCGGGCGCGUCCAUCUCGGGGCUUUUCCACCCGCACCACCUCGUCGCCCACCAUCACCACCACCAGCACCACCAGCACCUCCAGCACCUCCAGCCCCAGCAGCCCGCCUACUACGCCGAGCACCUCGCCCCGGCCUCGGAGGGCCGCUUCGUCCGCUGCUGGGAGGGCCCCGGCCCAGCCGCGGAAGGGGGUUUCGCCGCGUGCCCGCCGCAGCCGCAUCCGAGCCCGAGGUUCGAGGCGGCGAAGCCCGACGGCUCUCCGCCUCGGUCGCGCGGAAGCCCGGGGGGAGACUCCGGCUUCGGCGGCCCGGGCGAAGUGGUGCUCGAGCGGCUGGGGACUGCCGAGGAGCCCCGCAGGAAGCCGGAGCCCAAAAAGGAAGUCGACGACGGCGACGACGACGAUGAUGACCGGGACGACGGCAGGAAAGCCCGAGCCGCGGCGCCCGACCCAGAAAACCCUUCGGCCAGCUGGAUCCACGCCAAGUCCACCCGCAAGAAGCGCUGCCCCUACACCAAGCACCAGACCCUGGAGCUGGAGAAGGAGUUCCUGUACAACAUGUACCUGACCCGGGACCGGCGCCUGGAGGUGGCCAGACUCUUGAACCUGACCGAGCGGCAGGUGAAAAUCUGGUUCCAGAACCGCCGGAUGAAGAUGAAGAAGCUGAUGAUCCGGGAGAGGAGGAGCAUCAACGAAUAA
Messenger RNA from Syngnathoides biaculeatus (alligator pipefish), 2195 nucleotides. Its product is annotated as homeobox protein Hox-D9b-like. Gene Ontology annotation, molecular function: DNA-binding transcription factor activity, RNA polymerase II-specific; RNA polymerase II cis-regulatory region sequence-specific DNA binding. The record is from RefSeq and is a predicted model, not a curated record. Gene Ontology annotation, biological process: anterior/posterior pattern specification; proximal/distal pattern formation; regulation of transcription by RNA polymerase II. The transcript is spliced from 2 exons. Gene Ontology annotation, cellular component: nucleus. The coding region runs from base 1203 to 2195 and encodes 330 amino acids. Lineage: Eukaryota; Metazoa; Chordata; Actinopteri; Syngnathiformes; Syngnathidae.